Chenopodium quinoa (quinoa) is the source of this 1949-nucleotide messenger RNA. RefSeq names its product cytochrome P450 CYP72A219-like. The transcript has 5 exons. The record is from RefSeq and is a predicted model, not a curated record. Lineage: Eukaryota; Viridiplantae; Streptophyta; Magnoliopsida; Caryophyllales; Amaranthaceae. Bases 192 to 1742 code for a protein of 516 amino acids. Gene Ontology annotation, molecular function: heme binding; oxidoreductase activity, acting on paired donors, with incorporation or reduction of molecular oxygen; iron ion binding.
UUAGCAGGAUCUUGUAUUGUGUUUACAAAUAUUGUGCAAUCCUAUUACAUUUUUUUUUUAUUUUGUUAUAAAAAGGGAUAUAACCUUCUCUUCCUAAGCAGAAUCACAAAAAACAGCAAUCAAACUUUCAAUACUGUUAAUCUUUCUCUACUUUUAUUACUUUAUUUAAGAGCUCGAUCUUUGAGUUGAAGAUGAGUCCUAUAAUAGCCUUGUUAGCAACUUCCUUUGCUUUGCUGCUUGUUUCGAUAUCAUGGAGGGUACUAAAUUGGCUUUGGUUAAGGCCAAGGCAGCUGGAAAAGCAACUAAGGAAGCAAGGCUUUUCUGGUAACCCUUAUCGCCUGUUGUAUGGAGACAUGAAGGAGAGUUCCAAGAUGACAAAGGAGGCAUUUUCAAGUCCAAUCGGAAUCUCUGAUGACAUUGUGCCUCGUGUUCAGCCCUUCACUCAUCAGAUUGUUAAGAACUUUGGUAAGAACUCUUUUGUAUGGUUUGGGCCUGUACCAUGCAUAAAUAUCAUGGAACCUCAGAUGAUAAAAGAAGUAAUGACAAAAUAUGAAGAGUUUCAGAAGCCAAAUGCAAACCCUCUUGCCAAAAUGAUUGUCAAAGGGAUUGUUGCAUUAGAGGGUCAGAAAUGGGCUAAACACCGAAAAAUAGUUAACCCUGCAUUUCAUUUGGAGAAGCUCAAGGCCCUUCAAGGAGAAUUCUAUGUAAGCUGUAAUGAAAUGAUCACCAAAUGGGAAGAAAUGGUGUCAUCUGCCGGAUCAUGUGAGCUAGAUGUGUGGCCGCACCUUGAUGACUUGUCCGGUGAUGUUAUCUCAAGGGCGGCAUUUGGUAGCAGCUAUAAGGAGGGAAAGAAGAUAUUCACACUACAGAAAGAGCAGAUCGCAAUUGCUAUGAAAGUACUGCAGCAAGUUUACAUUCCUGGACUGAGGUUUUUGCCAACUAAGACGAAUAAGAGGAUGAAGGAAAUCAAUAAUGAAAUGCGAGUUUUGAUGAACAAUAUCAUCACUAAAAGAGAGAAUCAGAUGGAGAUGGGAGAGGCUUGCAACGAUGACUUGCUUGGAAUUUUGUUAGACUCUAGUUCAAAGGCAGUUCAAGAACACGGAAACAAGAAGAAUGUUGGGCUAACUAUUGAUGAGGUAGUUGAAGAGUGCAAAGAUUUUUACCUAGCAGGGAGGGAUACAACUUCUUGCUUGCUGGUGUGGAUGAUGGUUAUGUUAGGCAAGCAUGUAGACUGGCAAGCUCGUGCUAGGGAGGAGGUUUUACGCGUUUUUGGGCAGAACAAACCAGAUUUCAACAGCUUGAACAACUUGAAAGUUAUGACAAUGAUAAUAAAUGAGGUCCUAAGGUUAUACCCGCCUGUGAUUCUGAUGUAUCGUAUGAUCCACAAACCAAGCAAAGUCGGGGACAAUAUGCUGCCACCAGGAGUACAAAUCUGUGUACCGACAAUGCUUGUACAUACUGAUCCUGAACUAUGGGGUGAGGAUGCCACUAAAUUCAACCCUGAGAGAUUUUCUGAAGGUGUAGCUAAGGUAACCAACGGCCAAGUUUUUUACAUCCCCUUUAGUGGGGGUCCAAGGGUAUGUGUUGGGCAGAACUUUGCGCUGCUUGAAGUGAAGAUGGCUUUUGCAAUGAUCUUACAACGUUACUCGUUUGAGCUGUCACCAUCUUAUUCUCAUUCGCCGUUCCUUCUUACCAGCCUUCAACCUCAACACGGUGUCCCCAUGAUCUUACGGAAAAUAUAGAAUCUUUGAAGACUCCGUGCCUUCACAUUAUAGUCAUAUAUAUAAUUUACUAUGUAAUUCAACAGUGUAAAACUGUAAUCGUGUGUUUUUUUUUUUUCCAGAUGUUUGAGAUUGUUUGCAAAAAUAUAAUUUUCACUAUUGUAUCAAAUAAUACAUGAUUGAUAUGCUGAAUGAUAUUUUUGUAUGAAAGAAUGGUUCAAUGUUUUA